AAGCUCCCCUCCGACCACCGCGGCGUGACCAUGGCGCGGGCGCUCACCUCCCGUGCGGCGGCGACCCUGUCCCAGCGUCUGUUGGCCCGGCCCGCGGCGGCGGCCCUGGGCGGCCGCCGCGCCAACCACACGCGGCGCCCGGGCGCGGGGGGCGCGAUGGUGCUGGAGCUGGACGCGGCGGGGGCGUCGCCGGCGACCGGGGAGGGCGCGGGCGCGCUCAAGCGGCGGCUGGAGGAGGCCAUCGACGGCGCCAUGGCUCGCAUGUCCGAGCCCGAGUGGGCGCCCUUCCGGCCCGGCACCUCCUACUUCGCGCCGCCCCGGCCCGCGGGCGCCGCCCUCGGCCUGCUCGAGCUCGUCACCCGCGGCGGCGGGAUCGGGGUGCUCCCGCCCAUGCUCUCCGACGACGAGGCCCGCGCCGUCGCCUCCUCCUCCCGCGGCUACCCCUGCUCCUCCUACUUCGUCGACGGACGCUUCCCGGAUGAGGAGGCGGAGGGAUUGGUAGAGGAUGCAGAUCUAGCCGAAGAGGAUUGAACUGGAACCGCUAGUUUCAUUGCACUUGGUGAAGUGGGGGAUCAAGAAAGACCCGUCUGUCUUAUGUUUUUAAAAUUACUUAUCUAUGGUUUCCGCUACUGUACAUAUGUAGAACACAUGGAUUCGUGGCCUUUCACGAGGAAAUAAGAACUUACUGAAUUCGUGUAA
Hordeum vulgare subsp. vulgare (domesticated barley) is the source of this 699-nucleotide messenger RNA. RefSeq lists its product as uncharacterized. The transcript has 2 exons. Lineage: Eukaryota; Viridiplantae; Streptophyta; Magnoliopsida; Poales; Poaceae. The record is from RefSeq and is a predicted model, not a curated record. The coding region runs from base 31 to 531 and encodes 166 amino acids.